AUGGCAACUACAAUUCAUGAUGAUGAAAGUCUUGUAGAAAGAAAUGAAAUUUUUUAUUCAAAUACAAAUAUGUUUGAUGAUGAACCAUUGUAUAAAAAUUUUACAAUGAUUCAAAAUAUUUUACAAAAUCAAAAUGAUGAAAAACAAUUAAAUAGCCAAAUUCAUUCAACUGAUUAUAUAUAUCGAGCUAAUCGUAUUGAAAUAGAACUUUCUUCAUCUUAUUAUAAUCAUUCGAAUGAAUUAAUUGAUGAAAAUUAUCAAGAUUCAUCCGAAAAUAUAAAUGAAUCUAUAUGUAAUUUAACAAAAAUUGUUGAAGAUAUUGGUUAUAAUCCUAAAUUACCGUAUAUACAUUCUUCUUUUAAUAAUACUAAUAAUGUAUUUUCAAAUACAAGAUUACAACUUGAUGAAACUCAUGAAUCAGCUUUUAAUACAUGGCAUCCAGUAAAAUAUCAAUGUUCUACAUCAAUGAUUCAAUAUAAACCAAUAAUUGAUAUGAAUAAAGAAACGAUUGAAGAAUCGAAUGAUAGUCAAUCAAAUAUAAUUAUUCCUUCACCUGUCUCAAUAAAUUUCAUACCUAAACAAAUUGAUGAAAAAUUUUUAAAAACACAAAUUGAACAAAUCUAUGGUAUCGAUGAUAUUGAUACAACAAAUUCAAUAUUAAGUCAAAGUUCAUCAACGAAUGAAAUAAAUUCAUUUUCUGAUCAAACAUUAAAAACAAUUGAUAAUUUAAAAUGUAAACAACAAAUAACUAUACGUGAAUAUUAUCCAACUAGAGAAAUAUCAUCAACUAUGGCACAUCGAUCAUUAUCAUCAUAUUCAUCUCAACAAACAAUUAAUGAUAAUGAAUAUGAAGAAUUUAUUCAUAAUCAUCCAGAAUUAAAUAAUGAUUCAAAUCCAAAAAUUAUACAAAAAUCAAAUUCAGAUGAAAUAACUUAUAAACAAAAAAUUUCUGUUCGUUAUCUUAUUCCGCCAACACCUCCUCCAUCUGGACCAUUAAUUAUUCGAGAAAUUAUUCCUCCACCUCCACCAUCACCAUCACCAUUAAUCGUUAAUCAUGAGAACAUAGAACCUACUACACCAUCUCCAUAUAUUUUUCGUGAAGCUCCACCAACACCACCACCUUAUGAAGAAACUAAAGUUAUAACUAAAGUUCUACCACAAGAACCAUCAUCAUCACAACGUAUUAUCUUUGAACGUAAUGCACCGUUACCACCAAAACCUCAAUCAAUUAUUAUUGAAAAAUGGUUACCAUAUAAACCACCACCACCACGAGAAGUUAUUUAUGAACGUAUAAUUGAAGCUCCUGUAAUUUCAGAAUUUCAACCAGGUGGUUUAACUAUUAAUCAACAACAUUAUCAUACUAUUGAUUUUAAUUCAACCUCAUCAUCUCAUUUAUCUAAUACAAUUUAUAGUGAACAACCAAAUUCUUCUCAUAAUAUAGAAUAUCAAAGAUCAUCUGUAUUUGAUCAAUUUACAUGGUUAACACAACAACAAUUAGAAGCAAUCGAACAACAAACUUUACAACAAAUACAAAAUCAUCAACAUUAUAUAUCUUACCAACAACAACAACAACAACCACAAGUGAAUACGUUUAUACAAACUCCAUUACAAUUAACAACACCAUAUCUUAUUGUUAAUUAUCCACCAGUUACAAAAACAAUAACAACAUAUAGACAAAUAGAAGAUAUUCAACCAAAUUUUUUUUAUACACCAAUAUUUAUGUAUCCUUCUUAUACAUAA
This is a messenger RNA of Rotaria sp. Silwood1, 1740 nucleotides long. NCBI's taxonomy places the organism in Eukaryota, Metazoa, Rotifera, Eurotatoria, Philodinida, Philodinidae. The record is from the annotation of a GenBank genome assembly.